This is a messenger RNA of Choloepus didactylus (southern two-toed sloth), 1361 nucleotides long. It is a transcript of the gene BEX5, whose product is annotated as brain expressed X-linked 5. Gene Ontology annotation, biological process: signal transduction. Bases 698 to 1039 code for a protein of 113 amino acids. Gene Ontology annotation, cellular component: cytoplasm. The transcript is spliced from 3 exons. Gene Ontology annotation, molecular function: signaling receptor binding. Lineage: Eukaryota; Metazoa; Chordata; Mammalia; Pilosa; Megalonychidae. The record is from RefSeq and is a predicted model, not a curated record.
GUCUGAUGGAGGGGGAGUGCCGGAGGAGGGCAUGGUGAGGAAUCGACUGGAUUCUUGCAGGGCGGCGCGAAGGGUGCGCUGCCGGCGACCCCAGGUGUUGGGAAAGCGGACCCUACAGCAGGUCGGGGUCUGCAUUCCAGGCAUCUCUUCACCCUCAGUCCAUUUUGGAGCCGGAAAUGCUGGGCUGCGGGGGUUUGGUCUGGGGACCAGCUCUCUAUUGCGAGGCAGACUGUUGAGCCGGCGGGCUUCUGACCCAGGGAAAGAGGCGGGGAACGAGAAACUGUUUCUGGCCCUUGGAGGUCUUUAGGUCCGUUGGCGUUGCAGAUCUCAAGGCUAAGAGAGGAAUAACAGCCUCUGAUCCCUGCAGGUAGGGGGCUGCCAGGGUCCAUCUUUGGUGGGGUUAUCAAGAAUCGGAACAGAAUCUGGGAAUCUAACAGCCCUUCUGCCCGAGUUAAGCGCAGGAGAAACGUGGCAGACAUUGUAGAUGAAAACGGUGGGCCGAAGAUUGGUGAAGAAAAAAGGGUCGAGGUUUGGAGAGCCCCUGGAGGAUAUAUAAGAAUCCCUUUUCAGCCUCAGUUCCAGCCCCGCCCACCGCCGGUCCUCCAUUUUGGUGCCUCGUGGGGCCUGGGGAAGAAUUUACAAGGAAAAUGGAAGAAGAAACAGGAGAGAAAAAAAAAAAAACAACAGAACUCUCCAAAUGGAAAACGUCCCCCAGGAAAACGAAGGAGGGGAGCAGGUUCCCGUGCAGAAUGGAGAGGAAGCCCGCCCUUUGGGAGGUGGUGAAGCCCAGGAGGCUGAAGGAAAUAUUAGAGGGGGUUGGGCUCCACCUGCCCAGGAUUUUGGAGGGAAUGAGCCCAAUAGAUUUGUCAAUAACAUUGAUAUGAUAGAUGGAGAUGCAGAUGAUAUGGAACGUUUCAUGGAGGAGAUGAGAGAGCUAAGGAGGAAAAUUAGGGAGCUUCAGUUAAGGUACAGUCUGCGCAUUCUUAUAGGGGACCCCCCUCACCAUGACCAUCAUGAUGAUUUUUGCCUUAUGCCUUGAACCCUAAGGUUAAUAAUUGUAAACCCCCUGCUUUCCAAACUUGCAUUUUCUUGAUGUACCUUUUAUUGUGAAUCUUUUUGUGUUCUGUGUUGUUUUCUGAUUGGAGAUUUUGUUUUGACCUGGUCUGUAAGUUUUCCUGUCAGCAGGGGAGUUUCAUCAAUUUGCAUGAAAAGAGUUUAUUACAUAUUGUAAAGUUAAUAAAACAGUUUAAAAAGCAAUCUAUAGAUAAUAUAAUCUCAUUUAAAAGCAUGCGUAUUUAUACUGUCUAUAUGAAUAGAAAAAAUUAUGAAAAUAUAAAAACCAGAAUGUUUAUUUCUAUGUA